Molecule: messenger RNA, 1416 nt
Organism: Copidosoma floridanum
Lineage: Eukaryota; Metazoa; Arthropoda; Insecta; Hymenoptera; Encyrtidae
Product: WD repeat-containing protein 89
Molecular function (GO): protein binding
Source: RefSeq, a predicted model, not a curated record
AUGAUAUUUGUCAAAUCCAAUAAUUAUUAACCGGUGUGUUGCUCUAAAUAAUAGCAGUGGCUAAUAAAGUUGUCGUGUGCUUGACUUGUGCGGCAGGGCCAUAAACUCGAUUUAUUAUAAGUAGGUACUUGGACACGUUAUCGAAUACAAGGAGAUCGUGUGCAGGCUACUUACGAAGCAGCAGCUUCUGGCUUGCUGAACUGAGCCAUGGCCAAAAUUGUGGAGUCCCUCAAAAAACUAAGCGUAGAGAAUGGCGUGUCAUCCCAGCUGAGCAGCUUCAACUACAAGGCCGAAUUCGUUCCAACUGUUGAGGAAAGAGUCUCCUUGGAUGAGCAAAAUUACGUACUUGCUCUUUGUGGCACUCAAAGCGAUGAUGAAUUCAAAAUAGGAGCAGCUUUGGCGGAUCACACGUGCGUGAUAUACUCGGCCGGUGAGCAGUUCAGAAAGCUGAUGAGCCUCGAACACAACCAAUCAUCUGUUGUAGGAAUUAAGUUUAGUCCGAGUUCGCGACACAUCGUUUACAUUGCCUCCAGUGAUGGCACCGUUUCUGUCUGCGACCUCAGGGCCAAAGGAAAAGUCAUUGCCCAAUUCAAAGACAAUACAGAAGAUGGUAAGCUAAAACCGCUUGCUAGCUUUGAUAUUAGCUGUGAUGAAAGGCUCGUCGCAGGUGGUACAGAACACAUUGGUGGAGAUGCUUUUAUAUUGUUUUGGGAUGUCAGGUAUAGCAACUCAAAAGUUAAUGCAAAAAAUAGUUUACUUGGUGGAUAUUGGGAGUCGCAUAUGGAUGACAUUACAUCUUUAUCCUUUCACUGGAAUAAAAAAGACAUUCUUGCAUCAGGUAGUACAGAUGGUCUGAUAAAUGUUUUUGACCUCACCCAGACUUGUGAAGAUUCUGCUCUUACGUAUUCCUUAAAUACAGAAUCUUCAGUUGAUCGAAUAGGCUGGCUUACAAAUGAAAAUUUAUGGUGUAUUACUCAUACUCAUACUAUUCAACUCUGGAAUUGUGAGGAUGCUACUCCAUACAAUAAAUUUGAAAGAAGUCAUCUUUGUUUGUCUCCGAAGGAUGAUCCAGAGAGUUACUAUUUCGUCAGAAUACAUGCUCAUAGUACAUUUGGAAAUCCUUACUUAAUUGCUGGUUUGAGCUCGCCUAAAGGAGAUGACUUAAAAUGCCUAAGUUUAGGAAAAAACUGUUUAGAACCAUAUUAUGAUUUCUCAGGAAAUAAACAACUUGUUAGAGACAGCUGGUUACAUGAAAAGAGUGGCUGCUUAGUCACGGGUGGUGAAGCCGGAAUUAUCAAUAUUUGGAGGCAAACAGAAUCGCUUUCAGUUCCAAAAAAUACUAACAAUAAACGCCCAGCAAAAACAGGAGCCGAAAAGAGUCGCAAUGACAAAAAUCAUAGGAUAAAACCAUAUUAA